CCUGUCACCAACGUUUCACACCAAACCUAACCCGGGUCAAAAUUCAACCCAACGUCUCGACUCGGCUCAAUCCCCGAAGGGCUAAAACCCAAGCCCAAAUACCCCUCACGCUAAAACCCCAGCACCCCUCACGCUCCCCUUGACCCCUUCUCCCCGCGGCCGCACCACAGCCACCGCGCCAUGGCCGCCUCCCACCACCAGCGCCACCUCAUCCUCCUGGUACUCUUCCUCGCUGCCGCCACCGCGUCCGCCCACAACAUCACGGCCGUCCUCGACGGCAUGCCGGAGUACACGCUGUACAACAGCUACCUCUCCGAGACCAAGGUCUGCGACGAGAUCAACAGCCGCAGCACGGUCACCUGCCUCGUCCUCACCAACGGCGCCAUGUCCUCCCUCGUCUCCAACCUCUCCCUCGCCGACAUCAAGAACGCGCUCCGCCUCCUCACCCUCCUCGACUACUACGACGAGAAGAAGCUGCACUCCCUGCACUCAGGCUCCGAGCUCACCACCACGCUCUACCAGACCACAGGCGACGCCGCCGGCAACAUGGGCCACGUCAACAUCACCAACCUCCGCGGCGGCAAGGUCGCCUUCGCCUCUGCCGCGCCCGGCGCCAAGUUCCAGUCCACGUACACCAAGCGCAUCAAGGAGGAGCCAUACAACCUCUCCGUUCUCGAGGUCUCCGACCCCAUCACUUUCCCCGGACUCUUUGGCUCCCCGUCGGCCGCGUCGGCCAAUCUCACCGGGCUUCUCGAGAAGGCCGGGUGCAAGCAGUUCGCGCGGCUCAUCGUGUCGUCCGGUGUCAUCAAGAUGUAUCAGGUCGCCAUGGACAAGGCGCUGACGCUGUUCGCGCCCAACGACGAGGCGUUCAAGGCCAAGGACCUGCCCGAUCUGAACAAGCUCACGAGCGCCGACCUCGUCGCGCUGCUGCAGUACCACGCCCUGCCGCAGUACGCGCCCAAGGCGUCGCUCAAGGUCGCCAAGGGCGACAUCCCGACCCUGGCCUCCAACGGCGCGGGGAAGUACGAUCUCUCGGUCGUGUCCAAGGGCGACGACGUGUCGCUGGACACCGGCGUGGACAAGUCCCGCGUCGCGUCCACCGUGCUCGACGACACCCCGACGGUCAUCCACACGGUGGACAGCGUGCUGCUCCCGCGCGAGCUCUUUGGUGGCGCGCCGUCUCCCGCGCCGGGGCCCGGACCGGUCGGCGACGUGCCAGCCGCGGCCCCUGCUCCCGAAGCCUCCGCGCCGGCGCCUUCUCCCAAGGCCGCCGGCAAGAAGAAAAAGAAGGCCAAGUCGCCGUCGCACUCACCGCCGGCACCCCCGGCGGACUCGCCCGACGUUGCACCCGCCGACGCGCCGGCGGGAGACGAGGCGGACAAUGCCGACACCAAGAAGAACGGCGCCACCGCAGCGGUCAUGACCUUCGCGGCCACGGUGGCCUCUUUCGCUCUGGCUGUCGCGCCGUUCUUGUAAGCGGCAGGUGUUCGACGCCGAGCCCUCGUUGUUCUCUCUGGGCAUAUGCAUGGUGCAGUGGCGGACGCAGCGGAGAAAUCCGGGGGGGUG
This is a messenger RNA of Phragmites australis (common reed), 1566 nucleotides long. RefSeq names its product fasciclin-like arabinogalactan protein 8. Gene Ontology annotation, cellular component: plasma membrane. NCBI's taxonomy places the organism in Eukaryota, Viridiplantae, Streptophyta, Magnoliopsida, Poales, Poaceae. The transcript has a single exon. The record is from RefSeq and is a predicted model, not a curated record. The coding region runs from base 181 to 1476 and encodes 431 amino acids.